Molecule: messenger RNA, 488 nt
Organism: Diuraphis noxia (Russian wheat aphid)
Lineage: Eukaryota; Metazoa; Arthropoda; Insecta; Hemiptera; Aphididae
Product: acyl-CoA Delta-9 desaturase-like
Biological process (GO): unsaturated fatty acid biosynthetic process
Cellular component (GO): endoplasmic reticulum membrane
Molecular function (GO): stearoyl-CoA 9-desaturase activity; iron ion binding
Source: RefSeq, a predicted model, not a curated record
UCGUCAAGACGUACUMCAGUGUUAUUCUGUCGAAGUGUCGACUUCAGUUGAUCAUGUAAUAUCAUAUUGUGACGUACCUACGCUACCUACUUAAUACAAAAAACGAAUUGCGUUGUCUACAUAGUAAAUACGAUGCGCGGACUCGUUUCAAAGAAGUAUAUAAAAUMAAUCGCAGUCCUUGGCUAAUCWUUAGUAKUUCAGGUGAAUUCACCACAACCAGUGAAAGAAUGAACACUUCCAGAGCCAUGGACAACCCCGGAGCUGCAGAAAACACGAUGAUGGAGAAUGAUCUCAAUUCAGUGGAGAAAAAUAAACAAGAUAGAAUGGAUAACUCGAAUUCUCUCGAACCAGUUAAGAUUGAAAUAUUAUGGGGAAUCGUAAUAUUUUUUGUUUUUUGUCAUCUGUCAGCUAUUUACGGAUUAUACUUAGCAUUUACAUCAACUAAAUUACUCACAUCAUUUUAUGGUAUGUUUAUAUUAUAUGUUUAA